Molecule: messenger RNA, 1842 nt
Organism: Penicillium roqueforti
Lineage: Eukaryota; Fungi; Ascomycota; Eurotiomycetes; Eurotiales; Aspergillaceae
Product: SANT/Myb-like DNA-binding domain-containing protein
Exons: 3
Coding region: 1-1842 (613 amino acids)
Source: RefSeq, a predicted model, not a curated record
AUGGUCUCUAUCGAUCUGGACAACAUCAUCCAUUACCACCCUGCCCCCAUGUCCAAGCCCCCUUGCAAACCGCCACAUCUGACUACUUCUUCUCGUGGUUCUUCCCACCCUCCUUCCAAUCAGCCCGUCCUGAUGCAUCCUCUACCUCCGCGACCCCCGUGCCUUUCUCACGAGUCCCCGCAAACUUGUCACCCUCGUCGACAGAGUCCUUCUCCUGCUGUGUCAUCUGUGCGUCGUGAUCGCGACGCCCAUCUGAACGAUUUUGAUAAAGAAUUAGCCAACUUGGAAAUGGCCGAAUUUGGGAGCCAGGAGACUCCCGAAUUAUGCUUUGGAGGCACCGAAGAGACUCAAGCAGAGGACAUCAACGACAUCCAAAGAAAGGAACUGCAUGAUCAACACGGUGGAGCCUCCCACAGCGACGAUCGUUUUACGAACGAUUCAAGGAUCCUCUCAGAGGGCCCUACUACGCCGCAAGAUACCGCCGCCUCAUCAGACUCUCCCGGGACAGACCUUUCAUCAGCAGCCAGUGCACCCACUUGUCCUAUGGAAGCUGAUGGCUCCGUUUCACCGAACGAGCCGUGUCCCCUUCAAGAUCCUACACCCACUGAGCGCAAUGAAACCCAGCUUUCCGCUUUUGGCUGCGAGACAGACGUCAACAUCGUGGCGGCCGGUAAUGUUUCAACUGAUCAGGCCCCAUCGCCUAAUCCCAGCACACCUGUUCCAGCCGAAGAUGAACCAGAGCCUGCGAAUCAGCGGCUUUUUAGGUGGAGUCCUGAAACUGGUGCAGAGUACAGAAUAUCAAGCCCUCUACCGGUCACGGAGGCACAUUCCAUCCAGUUGGACGCGAGGGACCUUUCAGCAACUCGCGACAGCCACCUGGAAGUGCGGAGCGACGGCAACGACAUCCAUUCAACAAAUUGUUGUCCUGACGAUGAAGCGUUAUCAAGCACUAUCUCGCCUAUGCUGCAACAAAAAAAGCAGGCAGUUUCCAGAUCAGAGGGAAAGGAUCCACCAAGAGAUUUAUCUAGGUCGUGCUCUGUAUCGGUUGUUGUGCCUGUAACCCGGUCCCGUGGACUCCCAAUAACAAGGUCCACUAGAUCCCGCUCCACACGCUAUACAGGGAAAAGGCAAAAUCGAGCAAAUUCCGCUUGCACUGUUGAAAGCGAUGAUCCUGACGACAGUGACUAUACGGACGGGAACGAUUCUGGUGUUGGUGACAUCACCAGGUUGCCACGUCUAACAAAAAGGCAGAGACGACCUACUACAACGAAGAUCCAGCCCGCUCAGGCUCGACGUGAAAGCCCGCAUCGCGUGUUCUCCUCGCCGGCCCCGGAACAGGAAAUUGCAAAUCCACGUCCUGCCACAAGUUUGCAGGACAUACAAACCAUUCCCGUCAGAGGCUUUCUCACUCGGCAAACGUUUCUAUCAAGAGUUAUCUACUCGUGCACCUUUCAGGAAGAUAGGCAACCUUCUUGUCCGCAUGGGCCAACCAAAGUUCCCGCUUACGACAAAAACUUAGACAAUACGAGGCACGCCACGCAGUCCAGCAGCAAAAAGCAACCAGCGCGUGCGUCUCGUUUCCUGCCCGAUGAGGACGACCGGUUGAUUGAACUGAAGGAAGAACGAGGUCUCCCGUGGAGUCGGAUCGUGAAACAUUUCCCUGGGAGGACGAAGGGUUCUCUCCAGGUUCGCUAUAGUACGAGGCUCAAGGACCGAGGAACUGGAAGUCCCAGGCAAGGUCGGAAUGCAAGGGCUACAUAUCCUGCAGCUGUGGCCGUGACUCCACAAGAGACAUGCGGUCUACCCUCUAGGUCUCGUAGGACUGGAAAUCACGGGUCUUGA